AUGACUGAGAACUUUGUUACCUUUUACUACACCAACUUUGACACCGAUCGGAAAGAAUUGGCAAUGCUCUAUCGCGAGCAAUCGAGCCUCACCUUCCAGGAGGCUGAUGUCCAGGGUGCGGCCGCCAUCAUGGAGAAGAUCACGACCCUAGGCUUCAACCAAGUCCGCCACGAGGUUACGUCUAUUGAUACCCAGCCCACUCCUGCUGGUGGUCUCAUUGUGACCGUGAUCGGUGGUCUCAUUACCGACGGCGAAGAACGACCCCAGAACUUCUUCCAGACAUUCCACCUUAUGCCCGAGGCCAACGGUGGAUUCUGGGUCGCCAACGACAUGUUCCGUCUGACCUUCCCUAUCGCUUAA
Messenger RNA from Penicillium pulvis, 360 nucleotides. RefSeq names its product nuclear transport factor 2 family protein. Bases 1 to 360 code for a protein of 119 amino acids. Gene Ontology annotation, cellular component: nuclear pore central transport channel. The record is from RefSeq and is a predicted model, not a curated record. Gene Ontology annotation, biological process: protein import into nucleus. The transcript is spliced from 5 exons. NCBI's taxonomy places the organism in Eukaryota, Fungi, Ascomycota, Eurotiomycetes, Eurotiales, Aspergillaceae.